GGGGGACCCUUUCCCGACGAUCCUCAGGGCGUAAUCCUCGGGUACGAAGUCAGGUACCAGAAAGUAGUUGAGGACGGGGAGGAGGGAGUUUGGGAAACAUUACCAGGGCACAUCCCCGCCUCCACCAGGAUGGUCAAGCUCGCCGACUUAGAGGAGGAGGUCAGCUAUGAGGUCAGCGUCGCUGCCGUGAACGGAGCCGGAGAAGGUGAAUGGACAUCUUCCACGGUUGACCUAGAAGCACCUGAGCCACAGGUGCCAGCUGUCCCUGUAUUCAGCUGGUCAUUCCAGAAGGAAGUUGAGGAGGACCACAAAGACAAAGACGGGGACGGCGAUGUGGACGAGGAGGACAUUCGAAAUCAGAACAUGAUCAUCGGCGAUACCGAUGCGGACGGUGAUGUAGACGAGGACGACGUCUUGGAUACAGAUAAUGAUGGAGAUAUUGACGAAAAAGAUAUACAAGUCGCUGAUAUCGAUAAUGAUGGGGACGUCGACGAAGAUGAUGUGAAAGCUGCAGACAGGGACGGCGAUGGAGAUGUCGAUAUUGCUGACAUUGGUGAUGAGGACGGAGACGGCGAUUUCGAUGGAGACGACGUUAUCGCUGCUGAUGAGGACGGAGACGGUGACAUCGACGCAGCAGAUGAGGACGAGGAAAAUGUCCUUUUGGAAGACAAAAAUGCAGAUGGGGGGGAACGUUUAAGACAUGUUGGCGAUCCAACAAAAGGAUGGCGAUGGCGAUAUUGA
Molecule: messenger RNA, 741 nt
Organism: Penaeus monodon (black tiger shrimp)
Lineage: Eukaryota; Metazoa; Arthropoda; Malacostraca; Decapoda; Penaeidae
Product: surface protein-like
Exons: 3
Coding region: 130-741 (203 amino acids)
Molecular function (GO): protein binding
Source: RefSeq, a predicted model, not a curated record